AUGAAUCCUACAGAAAAUAAGAUAAAUUUAUGGAAAGAAGUUGAUUAUUCAGAAUAUCAGUUACACGUUACAAUUUCUACUAUUGGUUCACCUACUGAAUCAUCAGAAGAGGCAGAUGAUAAAAUAGUUUAUAUGGAAGAUUUAGAAAAAAGAAAACAAGUAUAUGGAAUAUGUGGAGAAUGUAAUGAACCUGGCACUGGAGAAAACUGGUGCCAGCCUUGUAAUGCUAAAAGAUUUAAGGAUAACUUUAAAAAUUGGACUAGUGGAAGUAAAAAUAUUGAUGAAUUUAUACAACAAUCACAACUUAAUGCUGUGUAUUAUUUAAGAUAUCUUGAAUGGAUACCUUUUGAAAAUUUUAAAGAUGUUACUUAUAUUGCCAGAGGUGGAUUUGGUAAAAUUUAUUCGGCUGAUUUGCCUGAAGGAUAUAUUAAAUACUGGGAUAUUGAAAAUCAAAAAUGGAAAAGGGAUUGUAAUAUAAAAGUUGCAUUAAAAAGUUUGGAUAAUUCAUCUCGUAUAAGUACUGAAUUUUUAAAUGAGAUUAAAACUCAUCUUCAGAUUUAUCUUUGGAAUGUUAUUCAAUGUUAUGGAAUAACUCAAGUUCCAAAUACCAAAGAUUAUAUGAUGGUUUUGGAAUAUUGUGAAAAUGGAAAUUUGAGAAAUCGCUAUAUCAAUAAUGAAUCAGAUUAUUAUUUAAAAAUUUAUGAUUUAUAUCAAAUUACAAGAGGACUUCUAGAUAUUCAUAGUGCUGGAAAAGUUCAUAAAGAUUUUCAUUCAGGCAAUUUAUUAUAUAAUGAUAAUGAAGGUAUUUUUGGAGUAUUACCUUAUAUGGCACCAGAAGUUUUACGUGGAUAUCAAUAUACAAAAGCAUCUGAUAUUUAUUCAUUUGGAAUAAUUAUGAAUGAAUAUAUAUCUGAAGAAACUCCUUAUGUUAAUAUUCCUCAUAAUCUUGCUUUAGCUAUUAAUAUAUGUAAAGGACUUAGACCAAAUAUUUUUAAAUAUACACCAAAAUUACUUACAGAUUUGAUUACUAAAUGUUGGGAUGCUAAAGCAGAAAAUAGACCAACUGCUAAAGAAUUGUAUCAAGAACUUGAUAAAUUGUAUGUUGCUGCUGCAAUCUAUACUAGUAGACUUUUAAAUUUCAAAAAUCUUCCAGAACCAGUAAAUUCAGACGUUACUAAAACAACAUUAUAUUCAGAAUGUUUUGAUUGUCAAUUAGACGAAUUAGAUCUUAAUGAAAUUAAUCAAGAUGAAGAAAAUAAUACUGAAUGAUUUUUUUUAUAAGAUUCAAAGAAUUUAGUUUGCAGUAAUUAAAAUUAUAUUAUUAAAUUAUUUUUUUAUAAUAGUUAUUAUGGUUUUGUAUGUAAUAUUUGGGUUUAACAAAAAUAAAUUAAAAAUUGGUUAGCUACUGACUGUUCAAUU
Rhizophagus irregularis DAOM 181602=DAOM 197198 is the source of this 1419-nucleotide messenger RNA. The record is from RefSeq and is a predicted model, not a curated record. NCBI's taxonomy places the organism in Eukaryota, Fungi, Glomeromycota, Glomeromycetes, Glomerales, Glomeraceae.